Molecule: messenger RNA, 4715 nt
Organism: Bombina bombina (fire-bellied toad)
Lineage: Eukaryota; Metazoa; Chordata; Amphibia; Anura; Bombinatoridae
Gene: SHISA2
Product: shisa family member 2
Exons: 2
Coding region: 769-1644 (291 amino acids)
Biological process (GO): negative regulation of Wnt signaling pathway; negative regulation of fibroblast growth factor receptor signaling pathway
Cellular component (GO): endoplasmic reticulum
Source: RefSeq, a predicted model, not a curated record
ACAGAGCUGUGACUGCUUCUGAACUUCUCCGCUCACUGCUCCUGGCCAGUUGCUUUCCUGCUGACAACUGGCAGACUGUGCAGGACUCUCCAGGGCUGCUCUCCACAAGCAACUUCCAUCCAAUUCCUAACUUUUUUUUUUGUAUUCUUCUCUGGAUUUUCCAAUCAUGGGGAUGGAUUCGAGGGGACCCUUGAUGGAAUAUAAAUGUGAGUGAGGAGGAUGCUGGCACUGGAAUACAGAAAAUCACUGAGUGGCACGAAACAAAGUUAUAGCCAGGAAAGCAAACAGGAUGGAAUGUGCAUGAAUAGGAAACAUUGUCUUCUUAUCUUUUAUACCUUAAUUUGCUCUGCUCCUGUCACUUUUGCACUUUUAUUCAGGGGUUCUGGUUUAUUUUCUCUUUUUGUAUAAAAAGUAUGCUGGAGUAAAACCAAGAGCAGGAAUUAAGUGGCUGAUUUGUAGUGUGCCUGGUAUCUGCUGUCAGCCUGUGAUCUGCAGGGGGAAGAGGGCUGGGCGCUGGAUGCUGCUGCUGCAAGGAAUCAACAAACCAACACCAGCAGCUGCUCUAACUCAUAAAGGCAACUUAACACACUCAGGACAGCACUUUCAUUAACCCAUAUGGUUAUCUGAAAAUGCACUGCUGAAUACAUUGUUUUAAAUCUUUUUUUUUUCUCCAUAAAAGUCAAUAUAUUGCAAAUUUAUUCAAAUUAUCUGCCACCCCUUGCUCCUCAGGUUGUAACUGGGAGGGGUGCCCGCUCUCCCCCUCUAGCCAUGUGGGUAGAGGUGUCCCCCCUGGCGCUACUAGCUGCUUCUUCUUUCUUCCUGUCGUUGCUGGCAGCUGCCCGGGGUAGCGGAGAGUACUGUCACGGCUGGCUGGACGCCCAGUCAGUAUGGAGGGACGGCUUCCAAUGCCCUGAGCGAUUCGAUGGGGACGAUGCAACCAUCUGCUGCGGGACUUGCGCCCUGCGCUACUGCUGCUCCAGCGCCGAAGCUAGGUUGGACCAGGGUGUGUGUAACAAUGACCGCCAGCAGGGGGAGCCCGAGCAUGGCCGACCGGACAAGGACAGCCAGGACUCAGCAGCAGUUCCCAUCUAUGUGCCUUUUUUGAUCGUUGGCUCUGUUUUUGUGGCUUUCAUCAUUGUGGGAUCGCUAGUAGCUAUUUGUUGCUGCCAUUGUCUGAGACCCAAGCAGGAGCCACAACAGAGUCGAGCACCUGGCAGUAACCGUCUCAUGGAAACCAUUCCUAUGAUUUCAAGUGCCAGCACUUCACGUGGGUCUUCUUCUCGUCAAUCAAGUACUGCGGCCAGCUCUAGCUCCAGUGCCAACUCAGGUGCAAGGGCACCUCCUACUAGGUCUCAAACCAAUUGCUGUUUGCCAGAAGGAGCCAUGAAUAAUGUCUACGUGAACAUGCCAGCCAAUUUUUCAAUGAUGAACUGCCAACAAGCUGCCCAACUUGUUUCACACCAAGGACAGUAUCUUCAUCCUCAGUUUGUAGGCUAUGCCGUACCUCAUGCCGUACCUCAUGACUCUGUACCAAUGACUCCAAUGCCACCUUAUUUAGAUGGACUGCAAAGUGGUUAUAGGCAAAUUCAGUCACCGUAUCCUCACAGUAACCCUGAACAGAUGUACCCAGCAGUGACUGUGUGAUAGAUGCCAUCUUCGUUCUCAUUAGUAUUGGAAACAUUGUAAUGUCAGCUGCUGAAUCUCAGCUAUGUGUAGCAAGGGGACAAGAAUGUUUGAGAGGAACAUUAUGUUUCAUUUGGACUAAAUAGGCUACAUACAACUAGCAACGGAAAUUUUGAGAGCACAAUGCAUGAGCCACAAUGACAAACAGUUUAAAUGAAUGUGCUUUUUUAGGAGACUUUUGUUUAAAAAGCCUGAGCCAUUAAUCCACUUGUUGCUUGAUGGAUCUUUAUAUCCUCAGUAAGGAGGAGGUUAACGUAUAAGGAUGAGGUUGAAGUAUAGCAGAUACAAUUUAUUUGUAUUCCUCAUCAAAGCAAGUGUGCAAAUAUCACUAACACCCACGUUUAACAUAGACAAUCAUGCAGACAAUCAAAAAUUGAAUUAGUGCAAUUUAAAGAGUUUUUCUGAGUCAAUUUAAUUUUUAUAACAUAUAGUCGUCAUACUAAGGAUUCAGAGAAACAAAAUAAAUGAAAAUGUACAUAAAAUGAAUAAUAUUAAAUACAAUAGAUGUGCCAUAAAUCAUAAACCUCAGAACAUAUUCAGAGCAGAAAUAUACCCAACUGAAUAAAAACAUUGCUUAAGUAACAUUUUUGGCUAUUGUUUAAAUAGCUACCUAUAUUAUGUUGACACUUUUAAGAAAAAAAAUAUAUUCUUAUAUCUUCAAUGCUGCAAAACUUUUUUUUUAGUAUAAUUAUUUCAUCCCAAAUAAAUGUCAUUAGUAAAUAAUAAAUAUAUAAUACAAAUUAAAAGGUGCAACACAAAAAUGUGUUAAAAAAAUAUCUAAUGUGACUGGAAGAAAAAGGGAUCUAAUAUUCUUAGUAACAUAAACUAUUUAUAUUAUCUAUUAAAAAGACUAUAAACUGUAGCUUCUAAUUAUAAAGGACUGCUCUCACAAUACCAUAGGACCACGGUGCAUCAAAGUAGGGAUUAUGUAUUUUUUUAAUAACAAGCACCAAGUGUCUCGACCAAAGUCAAUGAGAAGUGUCCAUAGCUCUCAAAACAUCCAUGAUUAUUUUUUUUACUUUAAAAAGUAAAUGCAGAAUCCUUAUGUUAACAAAGAGCUAAACAUGUAAAUAUGUUUAUCUUUUUUACAUUUUAAUUUGUUUUAAACCCAAUCCACUAUAUAAAGAAAUGGAACUAAAGAAUACGGAUAUGGGAAGUGAUAAGCAAACAUCUUGAAUAAAGGCUAAAAUGUACUAAUUCUAUGUGCUCUGUAGCAGAGGGUUUUUAAAAUAAAUUUGUCUAAUUUCCUAGUAUCAUGGAAGUUAUUGUCACAUCUAAAAUAACGUUUUCAAACCUUGCAAGCCGUGUGUCACUAAGAUGAGAGCUUUAGUUCCAACAGCAGAAACUUCUUGAACGUAGAGUUACAAAAAUCUAUGAAGCUCUUAUGUAUUUGUGAGUACUAUCCAUAGACUGAGCAGGAUUGGAGACAUUUCUUUCACUAGAAAGUUCUUACCUAACCUAAUGCAACCCACAGAUGACUUGGGGCUUGAUUCUCAAAAACUCGCUGGUGUGGAGAGAAAUCAUCAGCUUAUUUUACUAAGCCCUAUAUUGUAAAGUAAGUGUCUCUUCUUCACAUAAAGACUAUUAGCGAACUCCCCUUAAUUAAAUACCAAGUUCCCAAGGUAAAAAUUGCCCUUAAACAAUUCCUGAGGUGCCUUUAUAAUAUUAAUGAGGCCUCUUUUAGAAUGUUGCCAAACCACAGAGCUUUAGAGAAUUGGGCCCUUGGCCAUAGCUUUUUAACCUUUUGGACAACCGUCAGCUAGAUUAAUUAAAACAACAGACAUGCAUAUCUAGUGUUCUAUAUCAUUUGUCUAUUUUAUCCUAUGCAGUGUAUUCAUUUUAAUAGUUACUGCAAUGGUUUGCAAAUAUUUUAGUAUACUGAAAAGGUUAUUGCCAAAGGCAUUUUAAAAAGCAAUGGGGAAAGUAAAAUUUGCACUGCCUGUGUGUGUUUGUUAUGUGUUCCCCAAGGAGCUCCAGUGAUGUGCGGAAUGUCAGUUACUUGCUUUUCGAUACACAGCAGAGCUGCAUGAGAGCACUCUAUUUAUUUCCUAUUAGCCAGGUGGUACAGCAGCUGAUUGGCUGUAUUGCCUGUCAGUGGAAAAUUUAAAAAAACUACCAAUAGGAAGGUGCACACUUGGGGUAUGUAUUUAUGCACCCACAGGUGUGCAACAGGUACUUUCUCCAGUGCUUAUUUUUUUAAUGUGUGUUGGCAAUAACUCUAUCAGUAAAACAUUGUCAAACAAUUACACAAGUACUUUCCCUUUUUAUUUAUAUUCUUAUUGAAUUUAGGCAAUCGUUCUCAUCAGCUUCACUAGAUAACUCAAAAGAACUCUCCAGUGAAACAAAUCUCUUUAACAUGUAUGUUAUUCUAUGAAGCGUAUUCACUAAAUGUCGCAAGCUCCCUCACUCUUUAGUGAAUCAUUUGUCUAAGAUAUAGGUAUUGGAAGAGAACAAAGCUUACAAAGUGCUAGAUCAGGUUAGAAUGCACUUCUAUUUAAUGAUGCACCCUUAGGUUUUGAAAGUUUAAAAGCUUAUGGUUACCCAUGAUGCAUCUAUUUACAAACACUUUGGAGAAAGAGCAUGACUGUGAAACCCUUUAUUUCUCUUGAUAAUGGACCACUGUGCCCAAAAAUGAGUUUGGCUGCUACAGCGCAUAUAGAACGUUCCUCUUAGCGUGGUUAAAUUCCACCAAUCCAGAGGAUGCACUGUAUUCAUUGCACAUGCUAAGGACACUCAGCUCUGAUAUGUCAAAUUCAGGGGUAAAUCAUUUGUAUAUUGUUUACUGUAAGAAAAAAAAUGUAAAAAAAAAAAUAAGUUAAUUUUUUAAAAGUAAAAAGAUAUUUUGCAAUUGUGGGAAAAGAACAUUUUGAUUUAAAAGUGUGAAAGGUAGUGUUUUACACAUUUUAUAAGUGUAAUGUAUUAUAGUGUAAAAGAUUUGUCAAUGUUUGCCAUUGUUUCUGAUAUCCAAAAAAAAGGCACUUAUGUGAAAGUGCAGAAAAAUCUCCAUUCUUAAUAAAUGUUUUAUGGUGUGA